Myripristis murdjan (pinecone soldierfish) is the source of this 3364-nucleotide messenger RNA. It is a transcript of the gene fam234a, whose product is annotated as family with sequence similarity 234 member A. The transcript is spliced from 13 exons. The coding region runs from base 206 to 1861 and encodes 551 amino acids. The record is from RefSeq and is a predicted model, not a curated record. Lineage: Eukaryota; Metazoa; Chordata; Actinopteri; Holocentriformes; Holocentridae.
AGACUCCCUGCCGUCUAGCCCAACUUCACUGAUCCCAACACCAACUUCUCUUGUUAGCAGCACCAGAGAGUCACCAGAGACGGCCGUGGCGAACAAAACGCAUUUGAUCUAUCCGUGCCAGUAAGCUUUGUUUGUAGCGCUGUGAUCCACCCAGGCAACUGUGGCACGUUCAGUGUCCAUAAGCUGGUAAUGCAGUGAGGCGACGAUGGAGGCGACUGACCGUGCCACAGAGGGCGAUCCUCUGAAGAGGGGCGAGGACGGGGCUGAGGCUGGAACGGCUCCAUCACCAACAGAGCUGAGGAAGAAGAGCUGUAAAGAUGCCUUGGGUUUUGCCAAGUUGUCUCAUUGGCGGACUGCAGUUUUCUUCCUCUCCCUGUUCCUCUGCCUCAUCAUAGUGUUCGCCUUCUCCUUCAUCAUCCCCUGUCCUGUCAGACCACAGUAUGUCAGUGCCUGGAACAGGACGUUCCCCCAAGCAGUCACCUAUGAUUUUCUAGCCAUUCAAGAUGCAAGUAAAGACAAGGUGAUGGAUGUCAUGUUUGUUCUCAAGGACAAGGAAGGCAGCCAGAAUAAUACAUGUACUGAUGAGGGUCUGCUCUCGCCUUGUGUGUUUGUGAUGACAGUAGAUGGGACAAAUGGAGAGACGCUGUGGGAGCGUCCACUGGCACCGGAGUUCCACUGGGCCCAGUGUGGUCUGGAGACAGAGACAGACAGGACCUGGGACUGUCUCCUGUCCCACUCUGACCAGCUCACAGCCAUCGACAAAUACACUGGUGAGAUAAAGUGGCAAAAGGUUCAGCCUCAAAAUUUUCGCAGUGCUGUACCUGUUCUUAGUGUCCCAGAUCUGGAUGGGGACUUGGUCAGUGAUGUGGCUCUAGUGUCACCCGGGAAAGUACAGCUGCAGACACUACUGGUUUUCCUGUCAGGGAAAACAGGUGAUCAGAUUGGUUCAGAGGUCAUCCUCGACUCGGCAGAAACCAUGAGGCAUCUUCUUCAUCCCUCUACCAAAGACUCUGACUAUGUUUUGUUCCAGAAAGACACUGGCUUGUAUGGACUGGCACUUUGGAGGAUUGCUGCCAUGGCUAAAGCAGGGAUGGAACUGGGCCUCAAGAAGAACCAACACUGGGAGAGCAAAGCCAGCGCCACCUCUGGCCUUGUACCUGUCUACGAGUCUGACUCAGUGAGACAAGUGUUACAGACGGGGAAAACACAUGAUCUGUCCAACCUGCUGCUGGUGACUGGAGAGGAAGUCGUAUUACUGGAUGGAAACAGUUUGCAAAAACUAUGGACAUUCAACACCAGCAAAGUCUUCAGUGAGCCCUCCUUUGGUCACUUUAACAAAGAUGGUAUACUUGAUGUCGUGAUUGAGGAAGAUGUUGGCAACAACACAAAGAGGGUUGUGAUUCUGGAUGGGAAGUCAGGUGGUGUGCUGUGGGAAGUCAACCUGCUGGCCAGUCCCAACUCACCCCGACCAGUUUCAGUCAACACCAUCAACUCCUUCUCUGUCUUCAUGUUCUGGGGCGUGCUGCCCUCAGAGACAAACUCUUCUAUGUCAGUGAUUGAUGAUCGGCGUUCAUACAUGCUGCAUCCUCACUAUGCUGAAGUACUUCUAGAGUCAACCAAUGUCAUGGACCACAUCGUUACAUUUAAAGCCACAUUGCUGGAGCGUGGGCGCCACGCUUGCUACAUCCUGCUGACAGGCCCUGAGACGGACGGCGCUGAAGGCACGGUGGUCCUCAGCAAGCGGAAGCUGAAGCAGGACGUGCCUGACAGCAGGGUUCUCCGCAUCGGCAGCGGCGGCAGCUCAGAGACCAGUGACAGCAUCAAAGAGGCCUUCAACAGACUCCGCUUCAAAGAUGAGUGAUAGGACCAAUGGUAAAAUGUGCAGUAUUCCCCUCAGCGCUGCAACCUUUUUGCGUUGCUGACUGUACAGCUGCUUAACUUGAUUUUGAAAACCAAAGUAUAUACACUAGCAAUCAUUACCGUAAAACUGCUGACAACCAAACAAAUUCCUGUGUUUCCUGAGCCUAGGUUGACUUGAUUUGAUAGGACUUUUCCAUAAAUCAUUUGGAACACUAGGCAUUAACUAUCCUCAGACCAUAUCCACUGUUCUUAAAGCUACUGUCUCCUGACAGUCUCACUACACAGACUGUUGCUCUCCUGCUGAGAAAACUAUCAUGAUGACCUGACUUGCUGUAUUAUUUCCUAGCACUUUCAAACAUAAAUGCAAUGCUGGUACCCUAGUGUACUGUCUCUAGGGCUGGGCGAGAUGGCCAAAAAUGUUACCAUGAUAAAAUGCAUUAUUUCAGUCCAUCAAUAAUUAUUUCCAUAUACAUCAAAUAAUUAUUGUACUGUACUUUUUGCUUCUGUGUGAAAUUGGAGCAAUCCAGAAUGCUAAUAAUUGGCAUUUUGAUCAUCUCUUUAAGCCACCAAUGCAACACAGCGUGCAGUUCCUGUGUGCAGUGUGCGUCUCCUCACUCAUGAUCAGGCAUGCCAUCAGACCUUUCUCUAUUCUUGCCACCUGAGCUGUGUUUUAAAUUGAUCUAUGUUUUAUUGAACAUUUUUUUUAAUAUUUAUAUUGAGGAAAAAUAUAUUGCGAUUGUUAUUGUUUGGUUGCCCAGCCCCCGUCUAUCAGAUGGAUCGUGAUUUGGAUCUAUGCAGCCGAUUGUUGUGCAGCAAAAGCAUGCCAAGUAUGCCACUGGUUGUUGCACGAUGCUUGAAAGGCAGAAGAAGAAUGCCAACAGAAAAGGUCACAGUUCCUUUAUAUACUUCAAGCCGCGGUAGCCUUACAGCGUGGUUAUACACUAAGAAGGUUGGAGUUUUCCUUGGGUGAAUUUUCUGGUAAACUUGCCUUACUCUUAUGAAACUGUAAAGUAAAAUGCAGUUGACAUUACAACAGAAAUCCACCAAUCCUCAAGCUGGUUGAGGUAACUAUUUUUGUAGAGGAUCCUGCUUCCAAAAGUAUAGACAAAGAAGUCUUGUAGUCAUGGUACUGUAUCUGACAAUCACGGGACAUUUGUGUCUAUUAGAGGGUACUUGUUCAAUCCAAGAUGCUGUAGCUAGCGAUGUCUUCAACGCACACUCACAGAACUGCAUUGAAGCACUCAACACUGAUGUUAAAAUUUUCAGCAUUAUAUUGGGCUAUUCCUGUCGUUCUGUAUCUCUUUUAAAGGUGUUGUUGUUUUUCCAGUUGUGUAACAUUUAUGGUAUGCCUUUGACAAUUUCUUGGUAAUGAGGUUUGUAUUUUUUUUCCAAACACUAAUAUAUUUAACCUGUGGAACAGACCCCUAUUGGAGCUGGCUUUUCCCUCUGAUUUGACAUUAUUUGUUUGCAUUUGAGCAAUAUUAAACUGUUCCAAAAUAACUAC